Messenger RNA from Plasmopara halstedii, 315 nucleotides. RefSeq lists its product as uncharacterized. NCBI's taxonomy places the organism in Eukaryota, Oomycota, Peronosporomycetes, Peronosporales, Peronosporaceae. The transcript has a single exon. The record is from RefSeq and is a predicted model, not a curated record. The coding region runs from base 1 to 315 and encodes 104 amino acids.
AUGCUUACGCUCGCACUAUCACGUUCAACAAAUAAGUUAAAGCUGAAAGGGCCGUCUCCACCACCUAACUCUCCGCUUUUUGCGAAUUCGGUUGACACAGAUAGUGAAGUAGACGACGACGGCGACAAUGAUAAAAUUGAUUUCAGCCGUUUGCGAGCUGAGCUGGAUCGUCUUUUGGAUGAAGGAUGUAAGCCAGAAGACGAAGCGUUUAAUGAAGUUCACGUCUACAAGGCUAUCGAUUUAUGCCACCCAGCCAAACAAAGUGGUAUGAGGAUUGAGAUCCAAAGUGCUGAGCGACUUAGUCGGUCGGUGUAA